CUUUAUUAUAUUCUUGAAGUUUGGUUUGGCCUACUUGAAACACCCGGCAUGUGCCUAUAAACCAAUACAGGGUAAACAUUAGCUAGCUGUUCACAUGACAUGUAGCUUGUGACGUAAUUAAAAAAAAACGUAGGCUUCUACAUGUGCUGUGAAAAAAUGUAAAGAAAGAGCCUCGUCAAUGUCCACACUUGUUAUCUUUCCAGGAAGAGACAGUGAUUCAGACGAAAGGAUGAAAAUGUACAACAGCUCGGAUGAACAGCAGAAAGUCUCCAGUGGGUCGAAAGAAAAGGAAACAUCAUGGCUCAAAGCCAUUAUGGAAGACCAAAAGAUGCACGGAAUGAUCGUGGCAGUCGGUAUCGGACUGGCGGUCCUCAUAGCCUUCAUCACGUUCACUCUAUUCACGUCACCGCCACAUCAGCCACGCCAUAAGCCACCACCGGUACCCGCUGUAAGAGAAUACACCGUCAGAGACUACAGCCAGACGCGCGAAGUGCCUGCUGAACGCAGGCAUGCAAAGAAACCCAGCCCUGAAAAGAAUGAUGAUGAGGAGAAACGACGGAAUAAAAUAAGCCUCGCAUCGCAGUUAGCUGUCCCCAUGAAAGAUUUCAGCCUCGCGAAGGUGCUCAACACAGACGGGGGUCGCAGAGGCGUCCAGGCACUCCCCAAUGUUCAACCUCCAGCGCAGAUGGUUGUGUCUAAAACAGAUUUCAGCCUCGCGAAGGUGCUCAACACCGACGGGGCUCACAGAGGCGUCCAGGCACUCCCCAAUGUUCAACCUCCUGCGCAGAUUGUUGUCUCUCAAACAGAUCUCAGCCAUGCGAAGAUGCCCAACACAAACGUGGAUCAUAAAGGCGUCCAGGUACUCCAGAAUCUUCAAGUUGGAUCGCAGAUGGCUUUCCCUAACAUAGAUUUCAGCCACGCGAAAGUGCUCAACACCGACGGGGAUCACAGAGGCCUCCAGGCACUCCCCAACGUUCAACCUCCAGCGCAGAUUGUCGUCUCUCAAACAGAUCUCAACCAUGCGAAGAUGCCCAACACAGACGCGGAUCACAAAGGCGUCCAGGCACUCCAGAAUCUUCAAGUUGGAUCACAGAUGGUUUUCCCUAAUAUAGAUCUCAGCCAUGCGAAGAUGCCCAACACAGACGUGGACCACAAAGACGUCCAGGCACCCCAGAAUGUUCAAGUUGGAUCGCAGAUGGUUUUCCCUAAAAUUGGUGGCUCUAUGUCUGGGCAGCACUGA
Dermacentor andersoni is the source of this 1240-nucleotide messenger RNA. The record is from RefSeq and is a predicted model, not a curated record. NCBI's taxonomy places the organism in Eukaryota, Metazoa, Arthropoda, Arachnida, Ixodida, Ixodidae.